Molecule: messenger RNA, 4622 nt
Organism: Phaedon cochleariae (mustard beetle)
Lineage: Eukaryota; Metazoa; Arthropoda; Insecta; Coleoptera; Chrysomelidae
Source: the annotation of a GenBank genome assembly
GUUAAUUGAGUGACAACUUCUCAAGUUCAAAACCCAGCCUAAAAAUUUUGCAUUUCAUGCAUCUUGCAUCGGUGCAACUGCAUUCCUUUCCUUCUUCCUUCCUCUCUCUGGAAUUAGUGGAAUUCCAAGAAGUCGAUAAAAAUGACAGUCGGGCAGGCGCGUAGCGCUUUUGUUAAAUGCCCAAGCGCAGUUUGAGCGGGACAUCUUGCUAUUGGUAGUGGCCGUAGCGCCUUUAGAGCCACCUAGAUACCAUGUAUUUCUAAUCCGUGAAGUGUGUUGUAGAAUAAUCCUGAAUUUAAUAACAUCUUCCCCGAUUGCAUUCAAGGUAAUUCCAUUUCGUUAAGAUAUUAUAAACGAUUGGAAGUAGAGUAGAAUUAUCAAUGACCUGGAACUUGUCAGUCAUCUAUAGAAAAGAACAAAGUUCACUUCCUAUACCUAUUAAGAUGAAAUUUCAAAUUAUUAUAGUUAUAUUACAAUGGGGAUUAACAUAAAACAAGAAAUACAUUAAAAACACUAACAAACCUAACAAAAUCUCAACACAUUGAUGGAUGGACAAGAGCAGCUUUUUUAACAAACAAUGUAUUUCAACAAGGAUAGUUCUCAAGUGAUUUAUUGGCCACCAGCUAGAGACAAGAUCUUGAUAUUGCAGUGCACCUUCAAGGUUUCCCAACACUAUUUUUUCACAUCAGUAUUAUGAAGUAUCCCCAAUUGGUGUCGAUGCCUUCGGCAGUCUCCAAUUGGUUAGAAGAACAGUUGGAAGCUCGUGGUAUAGAUGCUGUAGUGUACACACGUUAUAUUCUCAGUUUGCUUCAUUCACACACUGUCGAUGUUAUAUUUUCUGAUGGGGAGUUCUCUCACUUGAAUAAGAAUUGCGAAAUAGAAUCUCUGGUCGACGAACUGUGCGAGAAGCUGAAAGAAGCGAACGACAGUGACCUUACCGUCUCUCCCCCACUUACCUCCACCACUACCAACACCCCUCCAUUGAGGAAAAUCACGCCGCAAGAGUUGGCAGAAAAGUACUACGCCGCUUUUCCGGCUCUUUGCCCAAGCAGUAGCAGCGAAGGCGGCAGUCCCAAGAAGAAAGGGUCGGGUCAGAGGAAAUUCGGGGGCAGGCAGACCGUUUACGAAAAUAAGCUACGCGUCAAGGAAAAUACUGAUAUAAUGAAAGCCCGCUGUCAAAACAAGCAGCGUUUCCCUUACUUCUCUCGCAACAAAACGACGUCGUCCCGCCACAGCAACAACAACAACCUCAACCUCAACAACAACACUGCCUUCAACAAUUGGGAUUUCAACAUGUUCACCAACAAGAAAUUCUUCGCUGCUCCCAGCAAGCCUAAGAAUCUAUCAGAUGUGCACGAUUCUACAGAUCAAUGCAUGGAAGAAAGCAGGUAUUUGUGGGCAAAUGACGGCGACGACGUCAACAUGUACGAGGACUUACCAGUUGAUAUCAAAGACUUGCUGGACUCUCCCUCACCUCAGCAAGACGACACCGUCGAAAUGAUGAACAUGGCCAACAUGCGGGACGAUGGCAAAAGAGAAUACAUACCCUAUGGCACCAACAUCAGCUCAAUCUGGUCUACCGACCAAGACGUCGCCUACGACAACAAGUUCAACUCCGCCAUCGAUAACUCCGCCAACUCCGACUUGUCGCUCGGUUUCAAGUUCAGCUCGAUAUCCAUCGGCAAGCCGUUCGAAAAUUGGCCGGUCGCGAAUUCUCGCUCGGAGAUGGAGAACGAAACGAACACGCUCUUCGAGAACAACAAGAUUUUUUCGCUUCCCUCGCAGCCCCACCGUGUCCACGUGGACGGUUUCCGAAGUUUGCCCAGCGAUUGGAACAAACCGACCGAGCCGGAUCAGAAGGAGAAAGGUAGCGACGACGAGAACCAAUCGAACCAUUUGGCGUGCAGCCUGAUGAAGUUGAACCACAACAAGGAGAAGAGCUGUUUCGCCGAAAUCACUCCUCGGUGCAGCGUCAAGAUUAAUUCUUUCAAUCCGUUCGGUCGCAAUUCGGGCACUUUCGGCUUGUGUUCUCAACUGUCUUCCGGCUCGAAUAAAGACAAGGAGGACCUGCUGACCUCGGCCAGUUCCCACUUCAAGCCGAUCGUCGCCGAGAAGGUGGAAACGAGCGUGGCGAAGAAGUACGCCGACGGCGCCACCUUCGUCAUCUCCAACAACCUGGAGAAGGUGGAUUUCAAGAGGAGCGACAGCGGCACGAUGUGGCUGGAGAGCGAUAACGGUCAAAGUAAAAAGUACCACGAAUACAAGGGCGAAGAGAUCGUCGGCUCGCCGGACUUGGAUUUCGUGCUCAAAUUCAGCAUUUGCCAAAACGACAAGGCCUGUCAAACGGAGGAAACGGCCGACCACGAUUGCGAGAAUUAUAAGGAAGCGAGCAAAGUUGAUGAUGAAACGGACAUUGGUCGGUGCACACCCAUUUCACGCCCUCAGGAAGACUUUCCCGAGGGCUCCGAUAACGUGCCCUUGUGGAAAUACGAGACGAAAGGUUGCGACGAGUGUCGGCAAGUCGAAGGGUCCGAUUGGGCGACCCUUAAAGACGUCGAUUGGGAACGCGAUCGCGGUCUUAGGGAUAUUUGGAGCGACGGAGAGAUGUGUCGGACGUGCCUGGAUGGUGGAGGGGAGCUGUCUCGCCCCGCCCCUUCGCUGCGCUUGCGCGAAGAUAUCAGUCAGGACGGGGAACAGCUGUUGAGCGACCUCAGCACAUUGCAACAGUCCUACAUGGACGAUUUACCUGCCGACGCAGAAACCAUGCGCGAUCUGUCCGAUUUGCUAUCGGGCCCCAAAGAGCGCAAGCGCCGGCAUUCCUUCAUGCUCGAUCACGACGCUUGGAGUUUCGCUUCCAGAUUGGAGGAGGACUGCCUCAUACAGAUGUCGACGCUGCCAACCCUACGUUCGGUCACCCUGUGAACGCCAACCCCGAAUAAUUUUUCGGCUUUUUUCGAAAUGACGAGCAGCAUACAGUAUCGCGAGCGCCUUACAAGCGCCCAUGACUAAUCAACUGCCAUAUUAGUUUCAGUGCAGGUAAAAAAAGGGUGUGAGUUUUGGGAGGGGGUAAGUUUUUUCCUCCCUCUCCCUACUUCACACUGACGAACUGUCAUGCUGCCGAGUUUGCUUGUUUAUAUUUAUGACGGGGCUAGCGCGACAAUUUAGGGGAUUGUUGUGUAGAUGUAUAUAUAGCCGGUACUUUCCUUUUUUUAUGUUUGUUUUCAGUUGUCGGCACGUUAUCGAUCGAUCUUUUUUUGUUGUUACCUUGUAUAAUCGGUCAUUUGAUGCCGUUCUUUUGUUUUGUUGUGUGUAGAAAUAAUUGGAUGUCGGUCUUGGAAGGAACGAACAAGGAAACGGUGAAAAAAUUGUGUUUUUUCUGUGGGGUAGUAAAAUCAGUGUUGACACUUGAUGUCAAAGACAUACUAUGACGAAUUGAAAACAUUAGUUUUUAGUCAUGAAGGACAUAUCAAUUGUUUUAUUCGCCUUCUGUUUUGAAGGAAUGAGUGAGGAGUACCUUGUUACAAUUAUAUUUCAAAUUAAUUUGAUUAUCAUGAUAAUAAUAUAUAUAUAAUUGCAAAUGAAUUCCAAUUGGCGCAGUCGGUAGGAUUCGACUGUUACCGUUUAAAUUAAUGAUUAUUGGUUCGAAUUUAAUAUUUUUUUACAUUAAUUUGAAGGAUGAAAACACACGAUUUAGGAAGAAAUUUGUUGAUGCAAUAUCACAUUGAAACGAAUUUUCUAGUUGAUAGGAUACUUGGAAUUUUAUUGUUUCUGUGAUGUUUUCCGUUGUUUUUUGUUCGUUCUUAUCAAGACCGACCUUCUACGGAACAAAUCAAAAAUGAUUUCGGAUUAGUUAUUGGUUUUGGUGUAGUUCGUAUUGUCGGAAUCCGUUUGUUUUUUUUAUCCUUUUGUUGACUAUUUUUGUUAUUGAAAUUCUGUUCAGAUUUUAAAUGGAAAUCAGAUUUCUUUGGAGGUGUGCGAUAGUUCUGACAAUAUGAUUCAUUUCUUCAUAUCAAUUCAUCAUGAACAGAUCUGCCCAAUCUUUUAAACUAGAAUAAUUGAAAAAAAAACGAGCUGUAAAAAUAUCCGUUUCAAAAUGUAUUUCAGGCAGAUCUUCCAUCAUCACUAUUUUUACAGUUUGAUGUUUUUUGUCCAUGGAUUUUUUUCAAUCAAAACGAAACAGAACACCUGUUGAUAUUCGCUAUGAGCGGAAAAUAUUGGUAGCGUUUUUUAAUCGUGAAAAAUGAAAAAAAAAAAGUAGUCACAGGGUACUGCUGGUGUACUUGAUUUUUCCUUAGUUGUAGUGGAAAAAAAUCAUUUAAUUAUCAACAAAUGAGCAGGACCAUUUAUCAAUUAUUCAUUUAUGAUUUGUAAAUAGUUGCAUACAAAGUUUUCAAAGUUAACGGAAAUCAAAAUCCUGCUCAGGGUAGUUGGAAAAGAUUAUUCAUAUUCAAAGUGGUUUCUUUUUUUUAUAUUAGAUAGCCAGAUCAAAAUUUUAUAGCUUGAGCAAAAUGAAUUAAUGUUAUUUUGAAAUGAUAGCUGGUUUAAAAAAGAAAUUUCACUUCAGUAUACUGAAACUUUUCUCUAGCCGAUAUAUUAUCACAUAUAUCUAAUAUAUCAUACGU